UCUCUAACCAGGUCAUAAACCUCGUCUUAGGGUUUAGACGGUUUGAUUUCUUUCACUUGUCAUCCCUCCUCAACCGAGAUGGGAACUACAAACAAAGAUCUUUUGAACUUGGAGCUUAAGAACUCCACAUCUUCAUCCCUAGAUUCAACUCUUCUUGUUUUCCCUAGAAAGGACUUACCUCCACAGAGCUCAACUUCUGGUGAAAAGCUUGUAACAAGUUCAAUUCCUAAAAGCCAAGUACUUGGGAAAGUGAGGGACUUCUUGGGAGUAAUGGCUGAAGCUAACAAAAAGCUGCAAACUGAUGCUAAGGAGAAUUCUGGCAAGGACUAUGAUAUCGAAGCUUUUACUGGGAAUGAAAAGGAAUACAUUGAAAUGGAUUUGAUUCUGGGUGUGGCUGAUCUUCAUACGCCAGAAGCCGUGGCUGCGGCUGAAUCUGCCUUGGUUGGCUCUCAACAAGUGAUCAAUUUAGCUGGUACAGGUAGUGGGUCUGACACAGAAAGCAGCGAAGAUGACAGUGAAGAUGACGAUGAAGAGAUGACAGAAGCUGGGGCCGAGGAUUCAAAGUCACAAAAAGCUGGUUCUUCAAGUAGUGGGCAACGGAAAAAACGGCCAAAUAUUAUUGAGCUCCUCUGAGCUAACUCUUUUCUAGUCGUGGCUCUAACUUGUACCAUAUCUUACUAUAUUUUCAGUCUGGCAACCUUUGGAUUGCUUCUCAUAGAAUAUGAUGGCUACACCAAGGGCCACAAAGGCAAUGUGAUUCGUCGGGGCUCGAUAACUCUACUUUUUUGGUUUGUAUCAGGUGUUAAGAGAAAAAGGUACAUGUAGAGUGCGUGGGCAGGACCUAAUACCCAUAGAUGUAACUUAAAUUUUUUUAAUGACCAAACUUGAUAUUAGGUCACUUAGCUCUGGUGUUUUCAUAGAUGUAUAUUGUAGUCUAAAUAAUAUUGUUGCAGGAGCAUCCAUGCUGUUGCGGUAGACUUGUAAUGCUUUUUGGUGUUA
Messenger RNA from Papaver somniferum (opium poppy), 999 nucleotides. RefSeq lists its product as uncharacterized. The transcript has 5 exons. The record is from RefSeq and is a predicted model, not a curated record. Bases 79 to 633 code for a protein of 184 amino acids. Lineage: Eukaryota; Viridiplantae; Streptophyta; Magnoliopsida; Ranunculales; Papaveraceae. Gene Ontology annotation, molecular function: box C/D methylation guide snoRNP complex binding. Gene Ontology annotation, biological process: box C/D snoRNP assembly.